GUGGUAUGUGGUAUUUAAUGCACUAUUAUUUCUCUCCAUAAUUAUAUAAUUUCCAUACAUUAACCACCCCAACAAAAGAAAGAAAAAGGAAAAAGAAAAAAAAAAGCACACACACUAUUCGACUAAAUGCCUGAAUGAAAAUAAAUCUCUUCACUUUGUUGCCUUUGAUCCACACUUUUCCUUCAUCAUUUAAGUCAUUGUUCCUAUUCCACUAUUAUUGAGCAACAUCAAAUCAUAAUAACUUGUCAUGUUGAAUGAGCAAUUUGCUUCCACAAGCCAUGCAGCAAGAACAACAACACAACAUGGACAUGGUGGUGGUGAUGAUGAUCAAGAAGAAGAAGAACACACCAUAAGAGAAAUUCAUGCCUUAACACCACCUAGACCCCCAACAACAACAAACCAUGGGAAUAGGAGAAGAGAAGCUUGGGAAACUCAUCACAGCCACCGUUCAUCUUCUUUGUCCAUGGCAAGCACAGAUGGUGGUUCAAGUGAGAACUUCACAAGCAUGAGUAGGGAGUUCAGUGCUCUUGUUCUUGCAGGUUCAACUAUUGAUCAUAACAACAUCAACACUACUAGCAGCUCCAUGAUCAUGAACACUGGCCAUGACAACACUGAAAUUAUUGGAGGAGGAAACAACAAUACCAGCAGCAACAACAACAACAAUAACUUGUUGGGGAGGAUUAGAGAAGAGGACAUGAUGGAAGAGACUAACCCUUUGGCUAUUGUUCCAGAUAACCAUCCAUUGGAUCCUCUUCCAUCACCAAGAGGAAUGACUAGUGGUGGUGCAGGUUCUAGUAGUGGUCAUCAUCAACAUCAACAUCAUCAUCAUCAAGUAGUUGAAGAGGUUUCAGUGCAAAGGGUGAAGAAGGAGGAGGUUGAUGCAAAGAUAUCAGCAUGGCAGAACAACAAGAUAGCAAAGAUUAACAACAGAUUCAAGAGAGAAGAUGCUGUCAUCAAAGGCUGGGAGAGUGAGCAGGUUCAGAAGGCUACUUCUUGGAUGAAGAAAGUUGAGAGGAAGCUGGAAGAGAAAAGAGCAAAAGCAAUGGAGAAAAUGCAAAAUGAGGUAGCAAAGGCUCAUAGGAAAGCAGAGGAGAGAAGGGCAUCAGCAGAGGCUAAAAGAGGAACCAAAGUUGCAAGGGUUCUUGAGAUUGCUUCCCUCAUGAGAGCUGUUGGAAGACCCCCUUCCAAAAAAUCCUUCUUCAAAAGUUAAGCCU
Molecule: messenger RNA, 1214 nt
Organism: Arachis ipaensis
Lineage: Eukaryota; Viridiplantae; Streptophyta; Magnoliopsida; Fabales; Fabaceae
Product: remorin 4.2
Source: RefSeq, a predicted model, not a curated record